GGAAAAAAAACCGAACUUUACAGACUAUUAACACAUAAAAAUGAAAUCUUUUUGAGAUAUGACGAGAAUGAUUUCAACACAUGUAUAAAUAAUUGAGAGUUUUUUUAUUCCUUAGCCCGCCAUCCCGUUUGUCUCGUUUUCCCUUUACUUUCUCAAGCCCGCCAAUCACAUGGAGCAUUAUUAUUUGUUAUUCCCACUCCCCAAUUCAUAUACGCUGCCAGCGCCUUCAAUUUUUGAAGUAGUGAUUGUUUUCAGUGGCAAUGGAUUACGGGAAAAUGUGGUCGAUUUUGUUGAUUUUGGCACAGUUGAUGUGCUGUGCGGUAGGGCAUUUUGUGUUUGAAGUUCAUCACAAGUUCGACGGCGAGGGAGAGGCGGUGUUGGGAGCUAUGAGGGCGCACGAUUUGCAGCGCCAUGGCAGAAACCUCGCAGCCAUUGAUUUUCAGCUAGGCGGCCAUUAUUCCCCCGCUUUACAUGCGCUCUAUUUCACCAAUAUCACUAUUGGGACUCCUCCGGUUGACUAUCAUGUCCAGGUAGAUACAGGAAGUAAUACUUUAUGGGUCAAUUGCCACGACUGUGAAAGUUGUCCCAAGAAAAGUAACUUUGGUGUAGAAUUCAAGCGGUAUGACUUGGCAACCUCUUCCACUGGGAAGAAUGUCACUUGCGAUGAAGAGUUUUGUCAUGCUGCAUCAAGCAGCUCAAAUAAAAAUUGCCCAGCUGGAACUGGAAGGCAAUGUGAAUAUUCUGUUGCUUAUGCAGAUGGGGGCACAACCGGGGGAUACUUCGUCAGAGAUAAUUUUAGAUUUAACCAAGUGACUGGAAACCUCCAAACCUCAACAAUGGAUGGCAACAUAGCGUUUGGGUGCUCAAUGUCUGAAGACCCUGGAAAGUCUGUUGACGGAAUAGUUGGUCUUGGACGAGCAAAUGAAACCAUCAUUUCACAACUUGCUUCCUCAGGAAAGGUUAAAAGGGUCUUUUCGCAUUGCUUGGACGGAAACAGGGGAGGUGGUAUUUUCGCUAUUGGAGAAGUAACGGAGCCAAAAGUCAAUCGAACACCUUUAGUCCCAAAUGAGUCACAUUACAGUGUAAAUCUGAAGUCGCUUGAGGUAGGUGGCAUAUUCUUAAACCUCUCGACAAACUUUUCUGGGACGGGAUCUAGUAGAAGGACUAUAAUUGAUAGUGGCGCAUCAGUGGCCUAUCUUCCAUCUGAGGUUUAUCAACAGGUUUUGGAAAAGAUGAUGUCGCAGCAUCCAGAUCUGCAGACUCGUAUAGAGCAAGGGUUCACAUGUUUUGAGUACAAUGGAACUGUUGAUGAUGGUUUUCCAGUCGUAAAUUUUCAUUUUGAAAACUCUCUCAGUUUGCCAGUUCAUCCCCACAGUUACCUUUUUUUAUUCCACGGUAACGAAUACUGUAUAGGUUGGCAAAAUAGUAGUAGCACACUGCCAAGGGAUGAAAGAGACAUAUUUCUGUUGGGAGAUAUAGUAUUAUCAAAUAAGCUGGUUGUGUAUGAUCUGGAAAAUCAGACCAUUGGAUGGACAGAAUAUAACUGUUCAUCAAGUAUCAAAGUGAGAGAUGAAGCAACAGGGAAUGUUUAUGAUGUUGGAUCACAUCUUAUAUCUGCUGCUGCUCCUACUUUCACUCUCUUCAAACCAACUUUUAUAACUCUCCUUCUCUUCAUAGUUGCCUCACCCAAUGAGUUAAAAGAUCAUGUACUAAAAUUUAUCUUGGUUUCUAUUUUUUUGUUGCAUUUUGUAACUCUAUAAUUGUAGAUAAUUUUUUCCUCUUCAAAAUACUGUCAUAGUUUGAAAAUAUUUUUCGAAGAAAUAAAAUAAAAGUUCAUUUAUCA
Molecule: messenger RNA, 1843 nt
Organism: Salvia splendens (bonfire salvia)
Lineage: Eukaryota; Viridiplantae; Streptophyta; Magnoliopsida; Lamiales; Lamiaceae
Product: aspartic proteinase 36
Exons: 10
Coding region: 261-1760 (499 amino acids)
Biological process (GO): proteolysis
Molecular function (GO): aspartic-type endopeptidase activity
Source: RefSeq, a predicted model, not a curated record